Molecule: messenger RNA, 1266 nt
Organism: Botrytis deweyae
Lineage: Eukaryota; Fungi; Ascomycota; Leotiomycetes; Helotiales; Sclerotiniaceae
Exons: 5
Coding region: 1-1266 (421 amino acids)
Biological process (GO): glucan catabolic process
Cellular component (GO): cell surface; extracellular region
Molecular function (GO): glucan exo-1,3-beta-glucosidase activity
Source: RefSeq, a predicted model, not a curated record
AUGGUAUCGUCUUUUAGAACUCUCAUCGUUGUGGCAUGUCUGCUAAUGACUGAAGCUACACCCUUACUUAAGAAGAAGGGGCUGAGCUUCGAUUACAAUGGCAGUAAGGUUCGCGGCGUCAACCUAGGAGGAUGGUUCGUGCUGGAGCCCUGGAUUACUCCGUCGUUAUUCUAUGGAUCUUGGGUAGAUGAGUACACUCUGACUCAAACACUUGGGAAAUCUGCUUCACAAAAUCUAUUAAACGCACAUUGGGCAACUUGGAUUACGCAGAAUGAUUUCAAUGAGAUUGCAAGUGUAGGCUUGAAUCAUGUCCGUAUACCAAUUGGAUAUUGGGCUUUGAAUCCAUUGCCUGGGGAUCCUUAUGUCCAGGGACAGUUGACUCACUUGGACAAAGCUAUUGGCUGGGCGAGACAGGCAGGGUUGAAAGUGAUUCUGGAUGUUCACGGGGCGCCAGGAAGUCAAAAUGGGUUCGAUAACUCGGGACGGAAAGGACCUGUUACUUGGACUCAAGGAGAUUCUACCAAGCAAACAUUGGCUGCCAUCCAAACGCUGGCCUACCGCUAUGCUCCAGCCACAGACGUUGUGACUGGGAUCGAGCUUCUCAAUGAACCAGCGAACUGGGCUCUUGACAUGGGAGCAGUUAAGCAGUUUUACUAUGAUGGUUGGGGAAAUGUGAGAAACGCGAAUCCUGAUACCGCGGUUGUCAUUCAUGAUGCUUUUCUUUCUCCGCCUUCAUGGAAUGGUUUCAUGAACUACCAAUCUGGAGUCAAUGAUAUUAUUCUCGAUACCCAUAUCUAUCAAAUCUUUUCCUUUGCAGAGGUCGCCAUGAAGCCCUGUCAACAUAUUCAGGUUGCUUGUAGUCAAGUCGGAAACUUGGCGAAUACAGACAAGUGGACAAUUGUUGGCGAAUUCAGUGGAGCACAAACAGACUGUGCAAAAUGGUUGAAUGGCUUUGGUGUCGGUUCUCGAUACGAUGGAUCAUAUCCCGGGAGUCCUGCAUGGUAUGGAUCUUGCCAGUCGAAAGAUGUUGGGACAGUUGACGGGCUACUUGAAGUCGACAAAGUGAAUCUGGCAUAUUUCAUGGAAGCACAACUUGAUGCAUAUGAAGCUCACUCAGGCUGGGUUUUUUGGACAUGGAAGACAGAAUCUGCUCCCGAGUGGCACUUCCAAAACCUGACAAGAGCGGGAUUGAUCCCACAGCCUUUGACGAGUAGAAAAUAUGGGAAGCAAUGCGCAACUUCAGCCUGUUUGAUUCCAGGCAAUUGA